AUGAUGGAGCCAGGAAAGACUGCAGUUGAACUUGUCUGCGAGGAUCAGGAGCGGUUCUGGGUGUGUUUGAGGCACCACUACAGCGAGCAAGGCAGCGAGAGCGAACCGUGGGAAGCUCGUCCAGGGACACGUUGGCCGGCCGGAAGCAAGAAGGUCAACGUAUACGCUCUGUUCGUCGAGGUGACGGCGAGAGGAGGCUUUGACGCAGCCUCCAGGGAUAAGAGGAAUUGGUGGGAGAUCGCAGAGAUCGUGGGUGUGUCUCCUGGCUUGGCUGGAACCCUCUCGUACCAGGUCAAGACGCUGUACGAGGAGCGGUUACUGACCUUCGAAUUGGCGCUGUCGUUGACUCCUGCGUCUGAGAUCCCUAGUAUAUCUCAGGCCAAGGCUGUCAACCUCUUCUCUCUCUCUUACGCCAAUAUGGACGUUAUCGAACAUGAUACCCCGAGCAAUCGGCGUGGUGUCUUUGCUACAUCUUCUCAGCGUUUACCCCUCCCUCCUGAUAUCGACCCUCUCAUGACUCUCGCUCUUCCGGACCAAGUUCCAAACAUUUACCGAUUCUGCUGGAUGGGCAUCCGAUCCGAUAUUGACAAAGAAGUCGAUUUUGCCCUUCAUCAUCUCAUUGUUAUCUCUGACGAACGAGGAGACAAGCUCAAGUUCAGCGACUUUAAUAUGUUGGCUGAGUCUCUCGUUAAGCAAGUUUUGAAAGUUUCUCUUCUCGUUUAUGGAAAAGAAUGGGCCAUCGAGCUCGAUCACCCAAAUGAUGUUCCCAUCUCGAAACCUAAUGUUAUCUUCGCCUUAACUGGCACUCCCAAUCUUUUACAGCGCAUUCAAGCCAUGCCAGUCUGUCUGGAUGACACCAACAUUGAGGAUGAAUCGUUUCGCGUCAGGCUUCAGCGCGUCAAUCAGGCUGCCCUUAUCAUUCGAAACAUGUGCCUGCUCGAAGAAAACGCCCGCUGGUUUUCUGAAGAGCCACUGUUGAGAGACUGCGCCACCAUCAUUCUCAACCUUCCCCGCCAGGAUAGAUUUAUUGAGCUCAAGAACUACUUUUUGGAAAUCGUUGAGCAGACUUGCCCCUUUUGGGACCUAUGGGAUGAGGACCCUCUUUACCAAUCCCUUAUCAAGCUAAUAAGUAGUGAAGACCGCUUCCAACUCAUGACCUCGAUGAAAUGCCUUUGUUUGUUCGCCAUUGAGCGCAUUGAAUCCAAGAUCAUCGAUAGAAUUCCCAGCCAAACUAUCGAACAGGUCAUCCGUCUCACUCUUCUCAAGCAAGAUCCUGAACUCCUCUCUGUCGCCCUUGAUUUCCUCUAUCAGUUCUCUCGCUACCAGCUUAAUGUUCAGCAACUUGUUACAGAUUUUAACCUACCGGUUGACCUUAUACCCCAUCUCGUCCGCCUUUUGGACUAUGGCAGUGUGGUCCGUAACAAGGAAAUAAUCGAUCAGGUCGAGCGCAAAGCGCCGCCUCCCAACCAAAUCCCAGUGCCACAUCAGGAUCUCUAUCGUGAGCUCGUCAAGCACCCUGAGCCCGAACGGUGCAGCCUCUGGCUCAAAUGUUGCUUUGUUGAAGAUCCAGAAUGUGAAAUUACCCAACUAGCAAUUUGGCAGGCCUACCAAGCGUGCUUCACUCAAAACCGUAUCCCAGGCGUGCAAGCAGCCGACACCCUCCAAGCUACCGAAUUUAUCAGCACGGUCAGCAACACCUUCUCUUCCGCACAGGCCAAAGUUGUCGAAGGCCCUUCUGCUCGAUUCAUUAUCCGCGGCAUCCGCCCUCUCGAAACCACCUACAACCUGGAUGGCUACCCGAGUCUCCACUGCUUAUGGGGGAAACAAGGAGAUGUUCGGUGCGACCAUGUAUUCCUUGAUCCUACCAUCCUACGCAAUCAUGUGUUUCAAGAUCAUCUUCAGCUCAGCCCUUUGGCUACAGGUGGAUGGGAUCUUCAAUCACAGCCUUCAAACCCCCACGCAUGCCAUUGGGAUUACUGUUCGGAAUACCUAACUCCCACACCGAACAUCGCACAACUUGCCGGCCAUGUCUCCUCUCACCUACCACCAUUACGAGACAUGACCAAACCACCACCCAUCCCUCAACGGCUCAUCAUCCAACCCAAGCGUGCCCGACUGUUCAAGCUCUACCCAACGCCUGUUGAUGAACACGGUGAACCAUACGGAAUCGCAUACAAAGCCUUGUUGGUGAUGAGAUACAUUCUCAUAGGACUCCCGUCGACCCCAUCGGGGAGUCAAUAUAACAAUUUACCAUGGCGAAAGGUGGUCUUUGGCUCCCAACGAAUGCACCUGAUCGAAGCUGCAACGGAGAACCCGAGCUUGACAAAGGAGAUAUUUGGAUUCUUGAACGAACUCGACUCCUCUUCUUAA
This is a messenger RNA of Microsporum canis CBS 113480, 2370 nucleotides long. RefSeq lists its product as hypothetical. The record is from RefSeq and is a predicted model, not a curated record. The coding region runs from base 1 to 2370 and encodes 789 amino acids. The transcript has 5 exons. Gene Ontology annotation, molecular function: DNA binding. Gene Ontology annotation, biological process: regulation of DNA-templated transcription. NCBI's taxonomy places the organism in Eukaryota, Fungi, Ascomycota, Eurotiomycetes, Onygenales, Arthrodermataceae.